CGGAGCGUCCACGCGCUCCUGUGUCGUGUGCUGCGUACGUUCUAUACACACAAUCUUCCACUUAUGUUCCUACAACAUUAACGGGAUCUUCCAUUAUGUCCUGCAGUGUACGGUCUUAACUAACGGCCCCCUAAGGGUACACACCCCUCACCGAACUGACAUGUGUCGAUGUUGUGCUUAACAGAUUUCUAUUCCGUGUGGUGUUAACUGUAGUGAGAUAUUUGUAUUAUAUAGUUUUGUAAAUAGUAUUCAAGUGCAGUGCCCAAAAUGGCAUCAUCUCUUGUUAUAGCUUGCAUUCUCCUGCAGUGCUACUCCCUCGUUGUCGCCGAUUGGAAUGAAGGAGACGAUGAUCCAGGGACCCUGGAGGAAGUGAGUGCUGUACUAGGUCGGGGUGCAGAGCUUCCGUGCAAUAUCGAACCAAGUGGCAAGGAGGAUCGAGUAUACAUGGUAUUAUGGUUUAGAGAAGGUGCCGGCAAGCCCCUUUACAGGUAUGAUGUUAGAGGGAGGUCAUUCAACAACGCCGUCAUGUGGUCGGACACGAACGCCUUCGGUCCUCGAGCCUUCUUCGUGACGGGUAAACAGCCCGCCGCGGCUCUCCAGCUGGAUGCUGUGCAGCUCAAGGACGCUGGAGUGUACAGAUGUCGCGUCGACUUUCGGAACUCGCCCACGAAGAACUUCCAAGUGAAACUCACUGUGAUUGUUCCUCCACACUCACUGCUGUUGUACGACAACUCAGGACGAGAAAUUGUCGAAGGUAUCGUUGGGCCACUCAAAGAAGGGGAUGACCUCGUACUCAAAUGUGAAGUUAGAGGUGGUAACCCAGCACCAACAGUGUCAUGGUUUGUAAACGACAAAAUAGUGACGGAUGGCAAGGUGGAACGUGAGGGAGAGAACGUGAUAGUGAACAGGCUAGAGGUCAUCAGACUGCGCAGGGAUCAGCUGAACACGACCUUCAAGUGUCAGGCCAGCAACACGAAGCUGAUGCAGCCUACCGAGAAAACCAUCCGUCUUGAAAUGUUCCGUAAGUUUCGCAAUCAACAAGUGGCCUACGAGAACUACAACAUGACCUGCGAAGUGAUAGGCUCAAGGCCGUCCUCUGAUGUCACGUGGUUCCGAGAGGGACGGAAGUUCAAGAGAGGAAAGGUGGACCAGGACGCCAACGAGACUGUGCUACAUAGCACUGUUCUCUUCACUACAGCCCCCGAGGACGAUGGCCAUGUUCUCAAGUGUCAAGCCAGCAACCCCAAGAUUGAUGCUUCCACGAUAGAAGACUCUGUAACUCUGAAUGUUGUUUAUCCCCCAAUAGUGACCUUGCAACUUGGUACGUCUCUGAAACCGAAUGAGAUAAAAGAAGGGGAUGACGUUUAUUUCGAGUGUAAAAUCAAGGCCAAUCCGAGGGAACAUAAAAUAUCAUGGCACCACAAUGGGCAAGUACUGGCGCAGAACAUGUCUAAUGGGGUGAUCUUCAGCACCCACAGCCUGGUACUGCAGGGGGUGACCAGGCACAAUGCUGGGAGCUACACCUGCGCCGCUGUCAACGCUAAAGGGGAGACCACUAGUGAAGCUGUUACUUUGCGUGUCCAGUUCGCCCCCGUGUGCAGACUGGAUGAACCGACCAUCGUUGGUGCCUCCAUAGACGAGGUGCUGCGGGUCAGGUGUGAGGUCCAGGCGGACCCAAGCGAUGUGAGCUUUGUGUGGCAGUUCAACAAUAGUGGCGAGAGUUUCGAGGUGCCGCCCGAGAAGUACGCGACCAGCAACGGCAGCACCAGCGAGUUCCGAUACACCCCGUCCUCGGAGAGGGACUACGGCACCCUCACGUGCUGGGGCAAAAACAAGAUAGGUCGACAGGUGGAGCCGUGCGUCUACCAGCUAGUGCCGGCCUCAAAACCAAGUUCGCUGAAGAACUGCACACUGCGGUCUACGGUAAACACUACAGGAGAUUGGCUUGAAGUAGAAUGUGUCUCCGGCUUCGAUGGAGGCAUGCCCCAGACCUUUCACCUGGAGGUGGUAGAUCCAGCAACUUCACAGGUACGCCUCAACCUGACAACCUCGGUGGUUCCUGCUUUCCGAGUGGAGCUUGCCUCUCUUCAGCAGGGUCAGGCCGCUACCCUGCAGUUGGUCCUUUACGCCGCCAACCAGAAGGGACACAGUGACUCAGUUGUGUUGGAGGAUAUUGCCAUCAGAGAUGCCGAAAAGCGUACCGAAUGGGUCGGAGGCGGCAGUACUAUCAGCAUGAACGGACUGUCGAUGCUGGUCGGCGGAAUGGUCGCGGGGGUCCUCGUCGCUAUCCUGAUAGUAACGAUGAUAGCACUCCGCAGACGACACUCUACGCCUCAGCACCUGCAGACUAGUGUCAAGCAGCUGGAACUGACUCACGGCGAUCAGCACCGCUACGUCGUCGCUUACCAACUCAAACCUGAAACUAAACAACCGGAUAUUCUCAGUAGAAUAUCUGAUGAACCCCUGGAGAGAGACGUUCCCUCAUUAUCAUACAAUGGGCCUGGAGUUAUGGCCACUUUUAUGUCUCCAUGCACCAGCCCCACAUGUUCGCUUCGCUCGGCUGGGUCCACGUCCGUGCCUAUGAGGCCGACAACGAUAGGGUUCACGCAUAGCUCUCCACCGCCCCCACCCCUACCGCCUCUCGGGGUCAACAUGAACAUGAAUGGCACACUCAGAGCCAAAGAGCACAUAUUGUCUAAUACCAUUCCUGGCCCAGAGAGCUGCGUAUGAACCGGAAUACUUGUCUAGAAACGCUGGAUCUAUCACUUUAUAUAUCCUUGAUACCAGAUAAGUUCGAAACAUACAUUUUCUUAAUUUCAAUGUUUUACAUCACAGCCAUCUGUUAGUUAAAUUAACUGUUAUUUGGUGUGAAUGGAAACUUAUGAUAAUUAGCUAUCAACUAUUUUAUAAUUUAUCUGGUAUCAGAGAUAAUGGAGCUGUGUUUAAGUGUAAGUUGAUUGGAGCAAAACUCUUUUAUGCUGAAUAUUCCAUGAAAUAAAGUUAUCUCUAUCUUAUAUUUGUUACAUCACCUAAAAGGACGUUUGUGCUUUUACGUUUCAUUCACAAUAAAUGGUUACGCAGUAAUACUGUUUACAUAAAUACAACUUGUAGAAGGAAUUGAUAUUACAAAUAUGAAUUGUGCUUACCACUUAAUUUACUGAAAGGGAUAUAAUUAAGAUACAAAAUUGUUUAAAUGCCCGUCCCGUUUCCUAACAUUGAUAAUAACGUUGUAAAAUGAGUUUCUUACUUAAUUUACUUAAAGAGAAAUAUAUUAAACACUCAAAGUGCCAAAAUGGCUGUUCAGUUUCCUCACAUUAAUUACGUUUCUAAAUAUAUUAAACAAUUAAUAAGUUAAUUUGCCAAAAACUAUAUUCUAUCGCCUUCACAUCGUCAGAAAUAUUAUUGUUUGUCAACAAAAAUAGUAGUUUGACAAGAUUGCUUACAUAUUGCAUAAACGGGAAUAUAGUGAUAGAAAGUAACAUUCUAUUUUCACAAUAUAACAAUAAGACAAAGACUUGUUGCAAGAUGUUACAUAGCAGCAGGUGGUGGCCAUUCAUUAUGGACUAUUAUCUUUCCCAGUACAACCUAGGGCAGUAUUGAACUGUUUCACUUCUCAAUACACCCUGGUAUACUUACAGCCACAAUGUUUCUCGCGAAUGAAACAAAAUAUAGAUUUUAAAUAGAAAAUUUUUAUCAUGUUUUAUAUUCGAAAGUAAGAUUCUCAGAGAAGUAUAAGGUCAUAAAGAAGAUCUGUUCAUAGUAUUAAAAUAAUCUAUGAGGUAAAAUACAUUAGGACCAUGAAGAGAUAUAUUCGUAUUAUCAUUUCAUUGAUUUAGACUAAAUAAAAUACAAUUUUAAAUUUAUUACACAUUUCUGUUUUAAAUAUAAAUAUGGCCAGGUUAUAAAUAAGUUUUCAUUGGCUAUCAUAACUUUUAUUAUAAAGAAAAUUAUAACUUGCUUUUAAUUUUCUCAAUCAGGCAAAUAUAUGGGUACUGUGUAAAGAAAAUAUUUCGACCUUUAUUUAUUAAGCACCUAAUGAGCGGUGCAAAAACACAUAAUGCCGGAUUAUCAGCAUUUAGACAUCCUUCUUAUCAGAAUGUUUCUGGGAUUACUGUGAAAUACAGUUUUAGGGAGAUUACAUAGAAAUAUGCCCAUUGUAAACACCCUUAUGACGGAAUUUUCCUGGUUUUUUGUAUUUUCUCCGUUCGUAAUCCCCAGGAUCCAAACCACGUAAUCAGAAAAUGUAUAUGCAUUUAUGUUAUGCGAUAAAAUGCGAGCUUUUAAACACAAUAUCUGCCACAAUGUUUUAAUUUAAUCGUCAUAAUUCAAUGCAAAAACUUAGAUAAAUUCCUUAGUAUGUCUUCAUACCAUUCAAAAAUUUAAGGUUGUGGCCAUUCGCAUUCAAUUCAAAAGAUGUACUGGACUAUUUCCCAAUAUUGACACAAAACAAUUUUUUUACGUAAACCCCUUUUAUUGUUUCUUUUUUCUAUAUAUCUUAAGAAUUCAAGAUGGUAGUCAUUCAAAAUUUGGAAAAUAAAUGGUUUAUCUAUCAAUUAAUGUGUAUUAUAACAAAAAAUAGUGAUCCUAGAAGUCCAAAAUCAUUUAAUAAAGUUUGUUAUUGUGUUUUUUUUUAAUAUCUUGAAAGAUAUGCGGAUAGUGGGCAUGUAAAAUCACAAAUAAUACACAAAAUUACGUGAGUAUUUGUGAACGCGAUCUACCCUAGCUCUUAAUACAUUCAGACUUAAUUUGGUACAGAGGCAAUAUUUGUGUAUAUCUUGAAUAAGUUCUUUAGUCACUGGCAUAAAUCUUUUAUUUCUGAUAUUUCAUAACAUUACAUUAAAAUUGCAAUAUUGAAAGUUAUUAUAUGUGUGCUACAAAUAUUAUUAAAAUGUUAGAUAUAUAAUCAUUACCGUUUAUUACGAACUACUUACACUACAAUUUUGUAAUUAACACAGCUCCAGAAUACAACGUUAAGUAAAAGUCUUGGACCACUAUGCUCCUGUGCUAAUAAAAAAAAGUUUUUACAGUGUGUUACUCUGUUUAGUGCUUUACACUAUGCUUGGAUACAGUAUUAUAAAAAAUAUGUAUUUUCAUAAAAAACUACGAAAUUAGUGUUAUUAUUAGAUUCGUAUAUUUUGUUUAGUUUCUCAAUCAAUCAACUGGAUUUUUAUGGAUAAACCACUCCAUAUUCUAUAAAUAAAUCUUAAAAUUAUGGUGGUAUCUUUUACUCUUUGCUAUUUUAUAAAACUAUUUAUUUAAGGUUAUUACGACAAUAUUGAACUUUUUCCUACCUAGGAAUAAUUUUUCUUUCUAACUGUUUAUAUCAUUGUAGAUGUGCCUUUAGUGUUUUACAUGUAUUUUGUAACAAACGUAUAGUUAAAUUUAUUUCAAACUAAGUAUGUAUGACUUCUUAUACUUUAUAUGUUUAGUCACCCAAAAUUACAUAGGCUUUAACAAAGAACGACAUAAGCUUGCCUUAUUAUAUUUUCUUUUCAGAAUCUUAAACUUAUGAGAAGGAUACUGUUUUAUACACUAUCUGUAUUAAUAUUUGUUAUUAAAUAUGAAAAAAGCUUAAAUGUACUUCAAAACCAACGGUUAUGUUAUAUAACAUUUAGUUUUCACGUAACAUUGUACAUAGAUAAACAUUUAUACAUAAAUAAAUUUGGUGAUUCACACAGCGAAUCGAGUGUUUUUAUUUAAAACUUAAAUGAGUUAUAAAUAUAUUUAUGUAAAUGUGUAAAUAAAAUAACUCUGAUUUUACAUAUUGUUAGUGUUUAUUACGAUUGUACAUAUGAAUGUUAUGCUUGUG
Messenger RNA from Homalodisca vitripennis (glassy-winged sharpshooter), 5809 nucleotides. Its product is annotated as hemicentin-2. The record is from RefSeq and is a predicted model, not a curated record. The coding region runs from base 268 to 2730 and encodes 820 amino acids. Lineage: Eukaryota; Metazoa; Arthropoda; Insecta; Hemiptera; Cicadellidae. The transcript is spliced from 15 exons.